Aspergillus calidoustus is the source of this 1038-nucleotide messenger RNA. The record is from the annotation of a GenBank genome assembly. NCBI's taxonomy places the organism in Eukaryota, Fungi, Ascomycota, Eurotiomycetes, Eurotiales, Aspergillaceae.
AUGGAUCCUAGAUGGCUGCAGGCUGCUCUCCGAAUCAAGGCAGUAAAGCUAAAACAACAAACCGUUGAACCAAGACGAUUGAUUCUUCAGCGACUUCCCAAGUUUCAGAUUCUAAACCUUCUGCAACGCCAUCAGCGCACCUGGCACUGCAUUGUACACCAUGCCAAUCCAAUCAACCUCGGGGACCUGCAUAAACUAAUGCCUGAGGCUAUUCCGUUUUCGCAUCCUGGCCCAACGACCCCACCUUGUUUCCCGCAGCACAUCCUUCGCCCGCCAGCGACAACCGUCUUCCAGCUUUCAUUGGCAGCGCUGAGAAUGGACCAUGUGCCACAGAAGCGCCCGCAGCGUGAUGAUGCCCAGUCUGUCGCUUCACAAUCCGUGGUGACAUUGCUCGAGCGAUCUCGCGCUGACGAGUCUGCUCGCCCUGCUGUGACGGCCACCGGCGGGCGCGAAGUUUUGGCUACCUCCGCAGCAAAUGACCGCAACGGAGCCUCGAAGACUCGGGACGACGACGACGACGACGACGAUUAUACUUCCUCAUCCGGUUCGUCCUUGUCGUCCUCGGACGAGGAAGAUGAUGACGAUAAUGAUACUCAGGGUGAGAUCGCCAGAGAAUCAGGCCUAAGCGGCGACAGUGAUCAGAUCACCUCUCUGCCAGCCAGGAAAAAGCCCAACAUUCGCCGAUUCAACAACUCACCGAGUCUCCUCUCGAAACUUUCUGCUUUCUUACCGCAGAUGAAGACCGCCAAUGAGGAUCUAGAAAAGGAAAUCGCCGCAGGGCGCUCCAAGGAUAUCCAACUUGAUGCUGAAGACGACGAGGACGACGAGCAUCGUAACGGUCAAUACAUUGAGAUGAACCUAGGAUUGGGCGUUUUGGAAGAGAAACGGCCGGGCGAUGACGAGGACUUUAGCGAAGGCGAGACGAACGAGCACGGAAAGCAGGGCGAGCCACAAGAAACAAACGUCCUCGAUCGCUUGAUGAAGAAGGAAAAAACGUCUUCGUCCGGCAAACCAUCAAUUCAGGAAAUCAACGAGUAG